This is a messenger RNA of Engraulis encrasicolus (European anchovy), 1694 nucleotides long. Its product is annotated as alpha-N-acetylgalactosaminidase-like. Lineage: Eukaryota; Metazoa; Chordata; Actinopteri; Clupeiformes; Engraulidae. Gene Ontology annotation, cellular component: cytoplasm. Bases 82 to 1359 code for a protein of 425 amino acids. Gene Ontology annotation, molecular function: alpha-galactosidase activity. Gene Ontology annotation, biological process: oligosaccharide metabolic process; glycoside catabolic process. The transcript has 9 exons. The record is from RefSeq and is a predicted model, not a curated record.
GAUUAGUUGCACUUUGUAAACGAGGAAGUAGACGCAGGCAAGUAAAGAAUAGAUGACAGUUGAAGAAAUAAAGCUUCAGAGAUGAGAGCCUCAUGUGGGAUUUUGUUGCUGGCGUUCGCUGCAGCUGCCUCAGCUCUGGAGAACGGGCUGAUGAGGACCCCUCCUAUGGGCUGGAUGGCCUGGGAGAGAUUCCGCUGCAAUGUGGACUGCGAGAAUGACCCCAAGAACUGUAUCAGUGAACAGCUGUUCAAAGACAUGGCUGACAGGCUGGCGGAGGAUGGGUGGCGAGAGCUGGGGUACGACCACGUCAUGAUCGAUGACUGCUGGACCUCCAAGCAGCGCGACAAACAUGGACGCCUGCAGCCAGAUCCAAAGAGGUUCCCGGGAGGGAUAGCCAAGCUGGCACAGUACGUCCACAACCGGGGUCUUAAACUGGGCAUCUACGCAGAUUUCGGCAAUUACACCUGUGGCGGCUACCCGGGCACCACCUUCGACAAGAUCGAGACGGACGCGCAGACGUUCGCUGAUUGGAAAGUGGACUACCUCAAGUUUGACGGCUGCUACUCUAGUGCUGAGGACCAGGAGAAAGGGUACCCACUCAUGUCGAAGGCUCUGAAUGCAACAGGCCGUUACAUUGGCUACUCCUGCAGCUGGCCGGCCUAUCAAGGCGGACUUCCUCCAAAUAUUAACUACACACUCCUGGGGGAAAUCUGCAACUUGUGGCGUAACUGGGACGACAUCGAGGACUCGUGGUCGAGCGUGCUCAGCAUCGUAGACUGGUUCUAUGGCAACCAGGACAAGCUGCAACCAGUGGCAGGACCGGGCCACUGGAACGACCCCGAUAUGCUGAUCAUUGGUAACUUCGGCCUGAGCCCUGACCAAUCACGUUCUCAGAUGGCUCUCUGGGCCAUCAUGGCCGCCCCGCUGAUCAUGUCGAACGACCUGCGUACGCUGGCCAGCGACGCCCGGAACAUUCUGCAGAACAAGGCCAUCAUCGGCAUCAGCCAGGACCCCUUAGGCAUCCAGGGCAGACGCCUGCUACAGGAGAAGAGUCGUAUUGAAGUGUACUGGCGUCCUCUGGCUGGCUCUGCCAGUGCUCUGGUGUUCUUCAGUCGGCGUACGGAUAUGCCCUAUCGCUACCACUGCAGCCUGGAUAAGCUCAACUACACUGCUGGCCUCUACAACGUGUAUGACGUCUUCACAGGCGAGGUGACAUCUUUGGCGUGCAGCACCACACAGUUCACAGUCUCCAUCAACCCCUCGGGCGUGGUCAUGUGGUACGUUUACCCAGACACUCGCCACACACAGACGGAAGGAGGUGACAGGAAGUACCCCACGGGACACAGGAAGUUCCCCUAAUGCACGGAGGAUGGAUAAAGUGUCCUCAAUCAGACGUGGUCAGUUUAACGGAGAGCAUUUCUUCCUGUGAAACAAACCCGAUUCCAUUGUCAUCUUUCCCAAACGGAGUCUUGCGAGCUGGUGAUUCACCAUGAUUCACAAAGGUGACAGAUUUAAGACUGACUUUGUCUGGAACAAUCAGACUGAUUUUACUCUGCCUCAUGGACAGGUUAAUGAGGAAAAUAUUUUUUUGCACUUUUAUAAUCCAGUUUUCCUAUUAUAUGAUUUUUAUUGUAUUUUUGAUGUCUUGUCAAUGGCACACCAAAGUGGAAUAAAAACAAGUGCUUUGUGUUGAA